Messenger RNA from Benincasa hispida (wax gourd), 2340 nucleotides. The record is from RefSeq and is a predicted model, not a curated record. NCBI's taxonomy places the organism in Eukaryota, Viridiplantae, Streptophyta, Magnoliopsida, Cucurbitales, Cucurbitaceae.
GAUCGAUUUGUUUUUGUUCAUUUCAUAUGCUAUGGAUCUGAUUGUUGAUUUAUUUGGUUUAUAUAUUGGUUGAUUUUGAAGUUGGUGUUUCGAUUAGGAAUUCAAUUAUCCUUUCGUUUUUGAAGAUGAGCUAAACAAAGUUAGUGGUUAGGGAUUUAAUCCCUGGAAAUUUACACCCGAAUAAAUGAGUGAAGAUUUUUCUUUUUUCCUCCUUUUAGUAGUGUGGAUCUGAAAAGAUGUGUCUUUGGCGAACUCCCAUUUUUCUUGUGCUUUUUAGCUUCUGGGAAUAGAUAUUUGUUGAUGUUCCCUUUUUAAGUGAGAACAACAAAUUUUGGGCCACAACUUUACAUGGACAAUCAAGGCUCUUUUUCUUAACUUGUCGUGUUUGAUAACUAAAAGAAAACUGACGAAUUACGUAUGAGUAGUAUAAAGUCCUAGAGUUCUUACAUGUUUUGCUAAUAUAACUUGAUAAAUUUUGCCUUUAAUUUUUACUUUGUUCUGUAAACUUGCAAUAUGUUUUCUAAUAUCUAUUUCCUGAAUAAUCUGGAUAGCUGGUUGUGUUUGGAAACUGUAUCUACUUCCAUGCUAUUGGUUUUUAUUGCAAGCAAAAAAAAAAAAAAAAAAUCGUCACUGGUCUAUCAUCGCCUUCUUUCCAUUUUUGGUAAAUUAUAACAUGUAUCAGGUUGCUGUGAUUUUUAUUAUACUCUGAUCUAGAGUCAGAUAUGGCCGCAACAUCAGCAACUAUUUUGUCAGUUGGAGCAACUGCAUCACUUAAUACUAAACUCAACUCAUUUUACCAAUCAAAGUCUGCUAGCUUAAGAAUCAAUUCACAAGAGACUCUUCAGAGCUUCUGUGGCCUCAAGGCAGCUUCAUCUCUUCGUUGUGACUCAGAGUCAUCUUUCCUAGGGAAACAGAGCAGUGCUGCCCUAUGGCGUCAUCUUGCUCCGUCAGCUCAAAGAGUGAACCAGAAUGUAUGCAAAAGUCUUCAACCUCAAGCUUCUUACAAAGUUGCUGUUCUUGGAGCUGCUGGAGGUAUAGGUCAGCCUCUGGCACUUCUCAUCAAGAUGUCGCCAUUGGUUGCCACCCUGAACCUUUAUGAUAUUGCAAAUGUCAAGGGUGUUGCUGCUGAUAUUAGCCACUGCAACACUCCCUCCAAAGUUCAGGAUUUCACUGGACCUUCUGAAUUAGCCAAUGCUUUAAAAGGUGUAGAUGUUGUUGUCAUACCUGCUGGGGUUCCGAGAAAGCCUGGUAUGACUCGUGAUGACCUCUUCAACAUAAAUGCUGGCAUAGUGAAAAGUUUGGUUGAGGCAGUUGCUGAUAAUUGUCCUGAUGCUUUCAUCCAUAUCAUUAGCAACCCUGUGAACUCAACUGUUCCAAUAGCAGCAGAAGUUCUAAAGCAGAAGGGCGUGUAUGAUCCAAAGAAGCUUUUUGGGGUUACUACAUUGGAUGUUGUACGGGCAAACACUUUCGUUGCUGAAAAGAAGAACCUUAAACUGAUUGAUGUUGAUGUCCCGGUUGUCGGGGGACAUGCAGGAAUAACAAUUCUUCCUUUGCUAUCAAAGACAAGACCUUCAGUGAGUUUUACAGAUGAACAAAUUCAAGAACUGACUGUUAGGAUUCAAAAUGCGGGAACUGAAGUUGUUGAAGCGAAGGCAGGGGCAGGCUCCGCAACCCUUUCAAUGGCAUAUGCUGCAGCAAGAUUUGUCGAAUCAUCUCUCCGUGCCUUGGACGGAGACAGUGAUGUAUAUGAGUGCACUUUUGUGCAGUCUGAUCUAACUGAGCUUCCCUUCUUUGCAUCGAGGGUUAAGCUCGGGAGGAAAGGAAUCGAAGCCUUUGUAACGUCUGAUCUCCAGGGUUUAUCCGAGUACGAGCAAAAGGCACUUGAAGCUUUAAAGCCAGAACUGAAGGCAAGCAUUGAGAAGGGUAUUGCUUUUACACAGAAGCAAGCCGUGGCUGUUUAAAGCCUUGCUUUUCCAGAACAUGCUUGGAGAGUAGCAUUGAAUCCUAAGAAUUGGUUUGCGGCUUUUCCUUUUGUUUAGUAGUUUGUAUGUUUUCAUUUUACCUCGUUUGAUGGAGAACUUCUGUUUGAGAUAUUAACUGUUGCCGUAGUCCUAGUAAUUGAAAAUUUUGAAAUAACACGGUUGCUACGACUGUGCACCUUAUCAUAAGACACACUAGGAUUGAAUUUGUUCGGUCAAUACCCAAAACAAAUACAUAAUCGGUUUGUUGGCGAAGUUGUUUGAGACAGAACGUUCAACACGUUCACUUUUACUUCUUUGUAUAAUUCAACAAAGCUUUAGUCAAUCAACUUUUCUCCCAGUUUAUGAUUUGGGUUCCUCG